CAAUUUGUUUUUUAGAAGCAAAAUACAAGAAAAAUUUUUAUCAAAACAAUUUUUGUGUCUUUUAUACGUGUUUCAGUGUUAAAAAUAGCAUUAAAUGCAAACUAAGGACCAUUAAAAAUGGAAAAGAAACAAGGUAAAAAUAAUAAAAAGAAAGGAGGACCGCAGCAUCAAGGAUCUCAAGGAGGUCAAAAUGCAGGUCAACAACAACAACAACAGCAGCAGCAACAGGCGAGACCACAGACUUCUGGAGGAAAUCCACAGCAACAAGGCGGAGGUAGACCUCCAAAAGGCGCUUGGAAACAGAAAAAACAGGAACAGGGACAACAAAAUCCUCAACAGCAGGGUCAACAGUCGACUCAAGGACCAAAUCCUCAGCAGCAGCAACAUAAACAGGGGCCUCAGGGCGGUCAACAAGGUGGUGAUCGUCCCGCAAAAGGGGAUUGGAAGAAAAACAAGCCACAAGGAGGUCAUCCAGGCGGAUUUCAGGGGCAACAACACCAUCAGCCCCGUCAACAUCCCCAAUCUCAGCCCGUUCAACGAUCUUCUAGUGUCGCUUCCCAGCAAUCUAAUCCUCCUACAAGCCACAGAUCCGACAAUAAAAAACCCGAAGACAUGUUGGCCAAAAUGGAACGCCUCUCACUCGUCGAAGCAAACUUCCCCGUACGUGAAUCCGUCACAAAAACUUCCGACAAGAAGUUCCGAAAGCAAGUCGUUGCCACAAAUUAUCUAACAUUGAAUUUACAAAAACUUCCGAACAUCGUUUAUCACUACGACAUCAAAUUCGAUCCGGAUCGUCCGAAAAAAUUCCUCUUUCCCGCAUUCCGUAUUCUAAUUGCCACGCAAUUGCCUGCCUUGCAACACAAAGUGGCCUACGACGGUGCUGCAAGCUUCUAUUCCUUGCAAAAAAUUGCAGACAUGGAUUUCCCCGCGAUCAGUGUUCCGUCUCCCGAUGCCGGCGGACGUCCAAAGGACUUCAAGGUGUCCAUCAAAUUCGCCACUGAAGUCGAUAUGCGAGUCAUUAAGCAAUAUCCGAACUUUGGGAACGGUGCGAACAUGCAAACCGCGAUCCAGGUACUGGAUAUAAUUCUAAGAACGGCUCACGAUCGUCCCGGAUUGAUUCGGCACAAGCGUUCGGUGUUCGCGCCAGCAAGUACGCCACUCAAAAUGAAGGACAACUACGAACUCCUGAUCGGCUUGUACCAGAGCUUUGUAAUGGGCGAACGUCCUUACCUGAAUGUCGAUGUUUCGCACAAAGCUUUCCCGUCGGGAGCGGACGAUUUGUUCCCACUGAUGCGAGAAUAUCGAAAUUUCGCGGAUAUUUUGCGUGGAUUAAGUUUGACCUACAAAUCCCCGAUGACAGGUGAGUGUAAAACGUACAAGUUUAAUGCGAUUUGUGGUCCAGCGGAUCGAGAAACGUUCACGGAUGACAAAAAUCAACGCAAAACCGUUGCCCAAUAUUUCCAAGAGAAAGGUGUGCGUUUGAAAAAUCCGGGAGCGCCAUGCUUGCACAUUGGUCCGCGUCAAAAAAAUAUUUUGAUUCCCCUGGAAUUCCUCUCGAUUCCGCCCGGACAAGCGAUGAACGGAAAAGCACCCGAAAGUUGCACGCGAGACAUGGUUCGUGUUGCUGCCACAAGCACGAAUAUUCGCAAGAGCAAAAUCAUGGAUUUACUGCAAAACAUCAACUACAAAGGUGUCGAGACAAUUCGGCAAUUCGGAUUGGUCGUCGGCGAAGAUUUUAUCGACGUGAAUUCGCACAUUUUGAAUGCGCCAGAUUUGCAAUACCGCGAUCGUGUUGUGAAAAUUACGAAGCCAGGCGUUUGGGAUGGCGCACAAUUUUUGCAUCCCGAGGCUUGCACAAAAUGGGCGAUUUUCUGUGUUGACAAUCGCGUGAAUGAUCGCAAAAUAGACGAUUUCGGAAAUGGAAUUGUCAGUGCAGCGAGUAGAAUGGGCAUGAAUUUGGCCAGGUACGAUAAGACACUCAAUGAAAAGUCUCGUGGACGUUUGCGCACCGCCGAAUACGAUCAGUACAUCAACAAAUUCAAGCAAAACGGGAUCCAGUUGCUGUUUGUCAUCAUUUCGGGCUUUGCGCCCGAACAUUAUCCGGAAACGAAAAAAUCCGCGGAACUUCGUUGCGGCAUGCUCACACAAUGCAUCAAGACCAACACGAUCGAUCGCAUGAAUGCGAGCACCUUGAACAACAUCUUGCUCAAAGUAAAUGCCAAACUUGGUGGCUCGAACCAAAUUAUCGCCCCGCCCAGUCAAGUGUCCCUUAAUAAACGUCCCUUCAUGGUAAUUGGUGCCGAUGUCACGCAUCCGAGUCCCGAUCAGCAGAACAUCCCGUCUGUUGUCGGCGUUGCGGCAUCUUACGACAAACACGGCUUCCGCUACAACUGUCAAUGGCGAAUUCAGUCGCCGCGCGACGAAACAAUUCGCGAUUUGGAGGAAAUUGUCGUGCAACACCUGAAUGUCUUCAAGCAAGCGCACAAUAUGUUCCCCCUGCACAUCAUGUACUACCGCGAUGGCGUAAGCGAGGGACAAUUUGCGGAAAUUAAGGAAAUCGAGUUGUCGGCAAUUAAGAAGGCUUGUCAGCGUGUCAGUGACAAGGAAAUUCUGGUGACGGUGAUUGUCGUGCAAAAGAGACAUCAUACGAGAUUUUUCCCGAAAACUGUGAGCAAAUUUGACAAAAACAAUAAUGUCUUGCCGGGAACGGUUGUCGACUCGGAAAUUGUGGAUUCCAAUAAAAAGUGGCAAUUUUUCAUGGUGUCGCAUGCUUCGAUUCAGGGGGUAGCUAAACCGACGAAAUAUUGUGUGAUUCAUGACGAGGCGAAUAUCACAAAUGAGGAUCUGCAAGUUUUCACGUACAAUUUGUGUCAUUUGUUUACGCGAUGCAACCGGAGUGUUAGUUAUGUCGCACCAACGUAUUAUGCCCAUUUGGUUGCGGCACGAGGACGAGUUUACAUUUACAAUGAACGAAUCAACUUUAACGAUUUGCAGCAUGAGAACAGAAGCAGAACCAUUCGCCCUGAAGUCAUUGCCAACAAACCAAUGUUCUUUGUUUGAAUUCCCAGCAUUUUAUCCACAUUUUUAAUCAAAUAACAUUUUAUACU
Molecule: messenger RNA, 3107 nt
Organism: Culicoides brevitarsis
Lineage: Eukaryota; Metazoa; Arthropoda; Insecta; Diptera; Ceratopogonidae
Product: protein argonaute-2
Exons: 3
Coding region: 118-3060 (980 amino acids)
Biological process (GO): regulatory ncRNA-mediated post-transcriptional gene silencing
Molecular function (GO): protein binding; miRNA binding; RNA endonuclease activity
Source: RefSeq, a predicted model, not a curated record